Messenger RNA from Eruca vesicaria subsp. sativa (arugula), 2136 nucleotides. Lineage: Eukaryota; Viridiplantae; Streptophyta; Magnoliopsida; Brassicales; Brassicaceae. The record is from the annotation of a GenBank genome assembly.
AUGUUCUUUAGAUUCAUCGGCAUUUCCCAAAUUGCGUCACACUUCAUGGCUGGUCUGAUUUUAGGGCCACAACUGUUCGAUCUUUUGGAGAAAUCGUCAGAAAAACUAUCCUCAGAUCCUGCGUUGGAUGGAAGCGCGACGUUAAGAGGCGUCGGAGUAUGUGGAAACAUUUUACUUACCUUCUUAAUGUCAGUUAGAAUUAGCCGUCGAUUAGCAUUCAACAGCGGGCCGUUACCAAUCGUGAUAGGGGUCUCGACCUUCAUCGUGCCACUCUUCGUCGGCUUAUGUUUCAGGAACCUCUACACGGACAACAUAGACCCUUACUACAUGCCACCAAAGAAAGUCCUCGCAGAACGCACCGUGAUGAUCUCAAGCCAAUCUUCUAUUCUCUUGCCCACGGUGACUUUUAUCUUGUUGGAGCUCAAGAUCCUUAACUCGGAGCUUGGUCGCCUUGUUUUGUCUGCAUCCAUGAUCAACGACGUUCUUGGGAUAAUUGUAAGCAUACUCGCUUAUUGUGCAGGAACGUACAAGAACGUCUCCCCAGCGACGGCGUAUCGUGACUUCAUAGCAAUUAUCAUUUUCUUUCUAGUAGUCUUUUUCAUUUUUAGGCCGGCCGUGGAGUGGAUAGUACAACGCACGCCGGAAGGCAAACCCGUGGCGGAUAAGUACAUACAUGCUGCGGUUUUGACCGCGUUGGGCUCUGCCGCUUACUCGACGUUUUUCAAUAUGAAAUACCUAUUGGGACCAUUCACUGUCGGCCUCAUCGUACCAGACGGUCCGCCUUUAGGAUCGGCAUUGGAAGCUAAGUACUACGAUUUGACAAAGAACGUGCUGAUACCGAUCUCUAUCGCAUUCAGCACGAUGAGAUGUGACGUGAUGAAGAUCGUUUAUGAGUUUAAUGACAUCAUUUACAAUAUGUUUUUAUUGGUUCUGACGCUAUUUAUCAAAAUGGCUGCUGGAAUUGCACCUUGCUUGUACUGCAAGUUACCGCUAAAGGAGGCUUUCGCCGUUUCCAUCCUCUUAUGCUGCAAGAGUUUCCCCGAAAUAUUUCUCUACGAGUCCACAUUUGACGAUUCGUAUAUAUCACAGGCAACGUACACGUUCUUGGUGGUUUAUGCACUACUAAACUCUGCGAUAGUUCCCGCAGUCUUGCCUAGUUUAUACGAUCCAAAGCGGAAGUACAUAGGCCACCGAAAAAGAAACAUCUUUAGUUUGAAACCAGACUCAGAUCUUCGGAUCCUGACUUGUGUCCACAGACCUGAAAACAUCACUGGAGACAUUGCACUUCUCCAGUUAUUUUCCUCCCCUAUCAUGGUAACCAUCCUACACCUCGUGAAGCUCGUGGGUAAGAUCAUCCCUGUCACGAUCACACACAACAUGAAAUCAAACAACCAGAUGAAUAACUCUUACAUCCACACGGCAAACCUUGCCUUCAGCGAGUUGGAUUCAGUGACCACGACAAUGUUCACCGUCAUGACACAUGAGAAUUUGAUGCACGAUGAAAUAUGUACACUCGCGCUCGAUCAGAUCACGUCGAUGAUCAUCGUCCCAUCAGGGAGGAAAUGGACCGUAGAAGGAGCGUUUGAGUCAGAUGACGAGGCUAUAAGGCGUCUCAACGUGUCAUUACUCGAGCAUGCGCCAUGUUCUGUUGGGAUACUAGUGGACCGUGGAUAUAGAGGUACGAGAAAGUACGAGGUAGAUGUUGGUGUGAUCUUUAUUGGAGGAAAAGACGAUAGAGAGGCACUCUCUUUGGUUAAGAGGAUGAAGCUUAACCCUAGGGUUAAUUUAAGUGUGAUCCGUUUGGUCUCUAAUCAAGAAACAGAGACGAUGAAUUGGGAACACGUUCUUGAUCACGAGGUCUUAGAGGAUCUGAAAGAUACACGUGGCACUAAUUGUGUUGCGUAUACGGAGACGACUUUCACGGAUGGUCCUGAAGUAGCAAACACUAUCCGAUUGCUCUCUAAGGGUUUUGAUCUAAUGGUGGUUGGGAGAAAUCAUGGCUUGGCAAGACCUGACUUCUCAGGAGUGACAGAGUGGAUUGAACUAUCGGAGUUAGGUGUCAUCGGAGAUUUGCUAGCUGCUAGAGAACUCAAAUCUAGGGUUUCUGUUUUGGUAGUUCAACAACAACAGACGUGA